GCCAGCAGAGGGCAGUUUACAGUUUCAUUUUUUUCAUUCUGGUAUUUGCAGCCGUGCCUGAGACGCGUGCUGGUGCCGGGACUCCGCACAGACCAGAGCCAUGGCGGCUCUGCUGAGACACCGGGGCUGUCUGCAGAGGGCCGGGGCCCUCUGCAAGGUCUUACCCCGCCUCACGGCCAGGGACUUCAGGGCGACACCCGGGGGACCCUGGUCCCGGUCCCGGGGCUGGGCGCUCCGCUCCGGAACCACUAACUACAGCUCCUCCUCAGACGUCACAGAGAGACUCUGGUCUGUUUACAAUCACACCAAAAACCAGAUUGACGUUACAUUAUCCAACUCCAUGGACCCCGACACCAUCUUUGCGAACAACGAGAUGUGCCUGAAAGACAUCGAGAUCUACGGCUUCGACUAUGACUACACCCUGGCCUUCUACUCCAGCCACCUCCACACACUCAUCUUCAACAUCGCACGCGACAUCCUCAUCACCAAACACCGGUAUCCAGAGGGCCUGCGGAAAUACGAGUAUAUCCCAGAUUUUGCUGUAAGGGGACUUCACUAUGAUGUCCAGAAGGCACUGCUGAUGAAGAUAGAUGCUUUUCACUACAUCCAGUUGGGAACUGUAUACAGAGGCCUCCAUCCAGUUUCUGAUGAAGAGGUCAUUGCCAUGUACGAAGGGACUCAUGUUCCACUGGAGAUCAUGAGUGACUUCUACGGCAAGAGUUCACACGGCCUCAGCAUGAAGCAGUUCAUGGACAUCUUCUCCCUGCCUGAGAUGACCCUCCUGUCGUGCGUCAACGACUUCUUCAUGAGCCACAACAUCGACUACGAGCCCGUGCAUCUCUACAAGGACGUGAAGGAGGCUAUCAGAGAUGUUCACGUUAAGGGCAUCAUGUAUCGGGCGGUGGAAGCAGAUAUCGGGAAAUACAUUUGCUACGGUGAGCAAAGUCACGCCGUGCUGAAGAAGCUGUCAGCAUUAGGAAAGAAGAUGUUCCUGAUCACCAACAGCCCUUUUGAUUUUGUGGACCGGGGCAUGAGCUUCAUCGUAGGACGGGACUGGAGGGACCUGUUUGAUAUUGUGAUCGUCCAGGCGGACAAACCUAGUUUCUUCAAUGACAGGAGGAAGCCUUUCAGGCGCGUGACGGACAAAGGAGCGUUGCUGUGGGACAGGAUUCACCGGCUGGAAAAGGGGCAGAUCUACAAGCAGGGAAAUCUGUACGAGUUCCUCCGGCUCACCGGCUGGAGGGGAAACAAAGUGCUCUACUUCGGAGAUCACAUCUACAGUGACCUGGCGGAUCUAACGCUGAAACACGGCUGGAGGACAGGCGCCAUCAUCCCAGAGCUGCGAAAGGAGAUCAAGAUCAUGAACACCCCGGAGUAUGUGCACAUGAUGACGUGGCUACAGGCCCUGACGGGGCUUAUCGAGCACAUGCAGGUUCACAGGGACCCGGCGUCUCAAGCUGUAGUUGAGGAAUGGAUCGAGGAGCGAGAAGCCAUGAGGCCGCAGACGAAGGACAUCUUCAACGCUCAGUUCGGGAGCCUCUUCCGCACGUACCACAACCCCACCUACUUCUCCCGCCGACUCUCGCGCUUCGCCGACAUCUACAUGGCGUCCAUCAGCUGCAUGCUGAACUACAGCCUGCAGCACACCUUCUUCCCCCGCCGCACCCCUCUGCAGCACGAGUCCCCGAUCUGGCCCGAGCCCAGCUCCUCCGGCGCCGCUGCUGCCGCAGCUCAGCAGGACCAAAGCAACGUCUGAUGCACGCAGAUAAGAGACGGACUUCAGCAAGUUUAAAAAAGAAAACAAUUUCCAAACCAUUUGCUGUUUUAGAAAGCGUAUUUUAGACUAGACCGGGUGGUUUUUAAAUGAUGUAUACUUUUAGCGGUAGCGGUCCUGGAGGCGGUUGAUGUUUAUGAUCUUUUAAAACUGUUAUUUAUGUUUGGCCUUUCAAAGAAUUCAGUCUUAAGAGAACAACAGUGGAUAUAGUGAUAUUUAAACCAAACGCAUGUGAUUGUGUCGCUUACUGUAGGAAAGGUUAGGUUUCAUUUUUAAAAAGACAUGCAGUACACAGUUUUAACUCUAGGUGGCAGACAAGCGCCGUGUGUAACAUGUACGUGCCGUUGUGUCCUUUUGUUGUUACUGGUGAAAUGGGAAUUUUAAAUUCUCAUAACAUACUCUGUUGCCUUAAUCUGCCGUUCACAUAACUGCAGGGUGUACAUUUUUCUAAUAGGCGAAUAUAAUUCGUGCAGGUCAAGUUGCUCUAAUUUAUUUUCCUUUUUUUUUUCUUUUUUGUUUUCCUUCAAAUUUCACCAGGCUGCAUCUUCAUUUUUAUUACGUACUUGACAUCAACACAGAUUGCAUCUUUGUGUUAAAUAGUUGUACUCAUUUUCAGCCUGUACGUUUCAUUUCAGGGGAGGAGGAGUGUUAAUAUUUCUCAGGAAGAGCAGAGCGUCUUUGCUAUAUUUGGUGUGAAUACUGUUAUUUGAUCUGUGAGAAAAGCCACGUUGAGCUUCUCAGCAUUCUGAUGGUUUCACUGAGAGGGUGAAAUAUUUCUACGUGGUCUGAUAUGAUGCUCACAAAGAGAAUAUAUAUAUACAGGGGGAUAUAAAAGGGAAAAAUAACAGUGGCCAUAACCAAAAGCUCAGUUUGUUUCUUCAGUAUGAAAUAUGUGCUGAUGAAGUGUAUUUUUAUGUGUCAUUUCACAAUUAAAAUGUAAGCAGACUGAUUCCCUCCCAGUGUUUAUGUA
This is a messenger RNA of Cololabis saira (Pacific saury), 2744 nucleotides long. RefSeq names its product 5'-nucleotidase domain containing 3 (gene nt5dc3). The record is from RefSeq and is a predicted model, not a curated record. Bases 101 to 1756 code for a protein of 551 amino acids. Gene Ontology annotation, molecular function: 5'-nucleotidase activity. The transcript is spliced from 14 exons. NCBI's taxonomy places the organism in Eukaryota, Metazoa, Chordata, Actinopteri, Beloniformes, Belonidae.